Phalaenopsis equestris is the source of this 1497-nucleotide messenger RNA. Its product is annotated as DEAD-box ATP-dependent RNA helicase 53-like. Gene Ontology annotation, molecular function: nucleic acid binding; ATP binding. The coding region runs from base 1 to 1497 and encodes 498 amino acids. The record is from RefSeq and is a predicted model, not a curated record. The transcript has 7 exons. Lineage: Eukaryota; Viridiplantae; Streptophyta; Magnoliopsida; Asparagales; Orchidaceae.
AUGGAAGUCAUUCGAAAGUUCUUUUCUGAUUUGAAACUAGAUGGAGCUUGGAGUGUUCCCAAAGAAACCAUCUAUAUAACUUACCCUGUCGUCGUAUGGUUUCUCUCCAUCCCUAAAUUUUAUCCGGUUCAUACUCGGCGCGAGAGGAAGGGAGCCACUCUCUUCUUCUUCAGUCUCUCCUCCGCUCCCAUCUCCUUCGCGCCGCAAAACCCUAAUCUCACUGUACUUCGCGCUCGCUCCUCGCCUCUCGCUAUUCCUGCCUCAGCUGAUCAUAAUGCCAUUCUUCACCAACGGUGUGCAGUUCCUUUCCUCUCCGCGAAGGUGCUACGCACCGCAGCGCCAACUAUCCCCGUCGAAGAAGAGCUCCUAGACAUAUCUAAAAUUGGCAUAUCGGAACAGAUCGUUACUGCUCUCUCUCGCCGGGGUAUCACUGAGCUGUUCCCCAUUCAGAGAGCUGUCUUGGAACCUGCGUUGGAAGGCCGUGAUAUGAUUGGAAGGGCUAUCACUGGAUCAGGAAAAACUCUUGCGUUUGGCAUUCCCAUAUUGGAUAAAAUUAUCCGGGAUCAAAAUCAAAGCUGGAAAAAAAGAGUUCCUUCUGCUCUUGUAUUGGCCCCUACACGCGAGCUAGCACGUCAAGUGCAACGAGAAUUCGAAAUUUCCGCUCCAAAAUUGCGAAGUAUUUGCAUUUAUGGAGGAAUACCAAUUAUGAGCCAAGUUCGUUCACUAGGAUAUGGCAUGGAUAUUGUUGUUGGAACACCGGGGAGAAUUAUUGACCUUUUUGAAAGGGGCGCCUUAGAUCUUUCUGAAGUCAAAUUUGUUGUGCUGGAUGAAGCUGAUCAGAUGUUAGCUGUAGGCUUUCAGGAGGAUGUGGAACGCAUUUUAAGUUACCUACCUAGAGAGAAACAAUGCAUGCUAUUUUCUGCAACAAUGCCUCAAUGGAUUCAUGAUCUGUCGAGGAAGUAUUUGAGGGAUCCCAUAGUAGUAGAUCUGGUUGGAGACUCUGCUCAAAAGUUAGCUGAGGGUAUCUCCCUCUAUUCUAUUUCGUCAACCUCUUUUAACAAACAAAAUCUCCUUCCAACUUUGAUUUCAAUGUAUGCUCAAGGAGGUAAAAGUAUAAUUUUCACAAAAACAAAGAGAGAUGCGGAGUCUCUCUCGAGGUCCAUGGGAGUUAUAAUUGGGAGCAAAGCACUACAUGGAGACAUGCAGCAGUCCCAGAGGGACAAAACUCUCGCUGCUUUCCGUGAUGGACGGUUCCAUGCAUUAGUUGCUACAGAUGUCGCUGCACGUGGUCUUGAUAUUCCUAAUGUUGAUCUGGUUAUUCAUUAUGAAAUUCCAAAUACUUCUGAGAUUUUUCUUCAUAGAUCCGGCAGAACUGGCCGAGCUGGUAAUAAGGGGACUACAGUGCUUAUGUUCACUGAAGGUCAGCGACGCACAGUUAGAAGCAUUGAGCAUGAUUUAGGAUGCAAGUUCGAUGAGGUAUGCACUUUAAUAUUUUGA